AUGGCAACCCAGCUCCCCUCAGAUACUGAUGUGUUCCAGAGUCUCUCUGCGUUCAUCGCCAGGGUGGACAAGGCGAACGACGACAGGAUGACGAUGGAGCUCCCCACGAACCCGGACGAGGCCCCUCGAGGGCCCGCCCGCAUGACCCUCCGACGGUGGCGGUCUCCGCCGGCGCCUGUAGCCGCAACGGUCUGGGUGAUGGGCUUCAUUGGCCUUGGCUUGGAGGUUGGGACGUCCAGGAGUGUGACGCAACUGUGUCCCCCAGUUAAGAAGUGCGAGGGUCCGAGCUUGUUCGAGUGUCGCAGCGGAGAGUGCAUCAGCAUGGACAAGGUGUGCAACGGGGAAAAAAACUGCCGUGACUGGUCUGACGAACCGCUGAAAGCCUGUGGCAACAAUGAGUGUUCGACCCAAAAUGGCGGAUGCUCUCAUGUCUGCAAGGAUCUGACUGUGGGCUUUGAGUGCCUCUGUCGUGCAGGAUACAAACUGAUGGCUGACAAAAAAGGCUGCCAAGACGUUAACGAGUGUGAAAGCCCAGACAUCUGCAGUCAGACGUGUAUUAAUCAGGACGGGGGUUACAAGUGUGUGUGUGAGGAGGGUUACGCUAUGGACCCCUACACUAAAGACUGCAAGGCUGUCGCAGGUAAUGUUCCCUAUCUGCUCUUCACCAAUCACCAUGACGUGAGGAUGAUGACUCUGGACCGCAAAGACUACAAACGCAUAAUCCCAGGGCUCAAGAGCGCCACGGCUCUGGACAUAGACAUCCCCAGUAAGACCGUGUUCUGGUCCGACCACACCCACAAGAAGAUCUACAGGACCCAAUUGGACAAUGCAGAGGACUCCUCCCACCACAGCGUUGUGAUUGACAGCUGGAACGGGGCCCCCGAGGGCAUCGCCGUCGACUGGAUCCACGGCAACAUCUACUGGACCGACAGUGUCCACAAGACCAUCUCCGUGGCGACUGAAGAUGGUUUGAAGAGGAAGACGUUGAUCUCCGAAGGCCUGGACAAACCGAGAAGCAUUGUGGUGGACCCUGUCAACAACUUCAUGUAUUGGACCGACUGGGGAACCAAUGCCAAGAUCGAGAAGAGCGGGUUGAACGGAGCCGACCGCGUUGCCUUGGUGACGGACAACAUUGCGUGGCCCAACGGCAUUACUCUGGACAUGGUGAAUCAGCGUUUGUACUGGGUGGACUCGAAGAUGCACGGGAUCUUCAGCAUCAGCACCGACGGGGGAGCACCCCACACCCUCAUGGCCAACGCGGGGAAGCUGCCACACCCCAUCGCGCUCACCGUCUUCGAGGACCGAGUUUACUGGACUGACGUCAGCAGCAACACAGUAAUGAGUGCCAACCGCCUUACAGGACGUGAUAUCAAGGAACUUGCAAAGAACCUGACUCAGCCUGAGGAUAUUGUGUUGUACCAUGAUCUCAAGCAGCCCAACGGAACCAACUGGUGCAGAGAGAGUAACAGUAUGAAUGGUGGUUGUGAGUUCCUGUGUCUCCCUGCCCCCCAGAUCAACCAGCGCUCCCCCAAAUACACCUGUGCCUGCCCUGACAACAUCACCCUGGCUUCUGACAUGAAGAAAUGCGAGUCAGUUGAAAAACCCAUGGUGCCACCUGUCGGACCCAAAACUGAAGCCCCAGCCCUGCCACGACAGCCUGAACCUGCCACCACUACCACAGCUACCGCCACUACCACGUCCUCUCUCCCCCGCGUACGUCCUCAGGAUCCGAAAAGUAGCUCCACCACUCAAAACCCACAGGAGACCGUCGUGUCAGCCAAAGGAAGCAGAUAUGCUGCCAUGCCAACAGAAGCCAAUACAUCUCACCCCACUGCUCUCUAUGUUGUGUUGCCAUUGAUGGUGUUGUGCUUGGUGGCCUUCGGUGGCGUGUGGUUCUGGAGACACUGGCGGCAAAAGAACACCAAUACCAUCCACUUCGACAACCCAGUUUACCAGAAGACCACCGAGGUCCAUGAGGACGAGGUCCACAUCUGCCGGAGGCAGGACCAUGAAGGAUAUGUUUACCCAGAGAGACAGGCUGUGAGUCUGGACGAAGACUAGGAGUGACUCCGAAGACUUGAAAAAGACGGAAAUGGAAGAAUAUUUAAAUAUAUGUAUUUUUGUUGAAAACGUGACCAGACGAAGGUCCUUCCGAUCCCUGGUAAUGCUGCUGCUGCUGCUGCUGACUCAUCCUCUCCACACUCUGAUGACCUCAUCAUGGGGCUUGCUGUCCUGACCUCAGCACUGUGCCGUCCAAGACUCCGAAAGGAAAACCUCCAAAUGAAGAAAAUAUGAUAUAGAAAAGGAGAGAGGGAACAUUUCUCAAGGACAAAUGGAAAACGACUUGAAGAAGACGAAGCCAUCCGUAAGCUUCUGUAGGGUGUGGUCUUGUUUAAGUGUGUGGGACCAUGGCUAAAGAAACCUUCGGAAGCCAUUUUGUAUGAACUUUUUUUUUUUAAGAUGAAAAAUAUACUACAAAUGAAGUUUAGUCCUUCAUAUUUUUUUCUGUAUAAUUGGGUUAUGGUUGUUCUGAGCCGUCAUGUGUCCGUUGUGAAAUCUUAACGUCUGUGGUUUCUCCAUCUACACUGAUACACUGUUCUUAAAUGCCUUACGACGUCCUCCAUCUUUGAACUCUUUUACCAACUACGGUAAUUAUCGCCUUCUCAUUGUGCCUCGCACGAAACACAUUUUCUUUCAACCAGUUGCCUUGUUGCCGAAUUGUGUAGAUUCCAUUCUGAUAGGAAGUUAUUAUGGUUAUGGAGGAUGAUUUGAGACUAUUAUGCAGAAGUGAUGUACUUUCUCUGUUUUUUUUCAAGAGUAGGGGAGAACAGGGACUUAAUGUAUGGAUUUUAUAAUGACCCUCAUCGCUGACCCUCAUGACCCUGUGCUCUCUGUGUUGUUGUGGUUUCUUGAUGACCAGUGACAGACAUUAAGGAGAAGAAACUUUAUUUUAAAUUACUUUUAGGUAUAAAAAAACAGAAAUUUCCUCAUGACUUAGGUGUGGGUAUGUAACGUGGAUAAUCUGUAAUCAUGAAGGAAAACUAUUGUUCAGUUGAACCGUUGCCUUGGUGUUCCCAAAACCAGUGAAGAAAAUUGGUUGCUUUUUUGUGACUUUUAGCUUGAUUAUUUUCUUUUUGAGUUGUGUUAAUAGUUUUAUAAUACUUUGUAAAUACUUAAUGUUGCUUUGCCUUGUUCAGUUUUGUACAUUGUAAACCUUGAAUGUUGUACAUAUUGCAGAUUCAUUUAUUUAUUUCUAUACAGGCCUAUAUUGUAAAAACAUUACAUUGAGAGUUUUCAAUCCAGCUUUAAUCAUCCUCUUUCUUAUUUACAUUUAGUCAUUUAGCAGACGCUCUUAUCCAGAGCUUAUUAUAUCUUAUGUAUAUGACGUCCUCAAACUCGAAAAUACAAACAUAAUUAUUUUAUGGAAUGUAACAGCUUUAUACCAUUGAACCAUCAUAUGACAGUGGUGAAAGCGAAAACUAAGAGUUUUCUGGACCGAGUACAAAAGCUGUCUGUUACGCGUGAAUUGCAACAUUUAGAAUCCUGUCUAAAUACUACGGUUGAAAUUGUGUUUUUCGGUAAAUAAAAUAUGAAUAAUUGAAAUGC
Osmerus eperlanus (European smelt) is the source of this 3606-nucleotide messenger RNA. It is a transcript of the gene ldlrb, whose product is annotated as low density lipoprotein receptor b. Gene Ontology annotation, cellular component: plasma membrane; signaling receptor complex; apical plasma membrane. Gene Ontology annotation, biological process: receptor-mediated endocytosis. The record is from RefSeq and is a predicted model, not a curated record. NCBI's taxonomy places the organism in Eukaryota, Metazoa, Chordata, Actinopteri, Osmeriformes, Osmeridae. Gene Ontology annotation, molecular function: hormone binding; calcium ion binding; protein binding. The coding region runs from base 1 to 2061 and encodes 686 amino acids. The transcript is spliced from 15 exons.